AUGAAUAAAUAUUUCAUAAAUAAUCCUCUACCAUACCAUCAAAUUUACAACACCAAUUAAGGUGAAAAUAACAUAAAAAAGAAUUAAGAAUUCGAUGGAAAUUUUUCUUAUGCUUAAUUAAAUGAAAUACAAAUUCCUAUUCCUAAUUUUGUUGAAAAUACAAUCAUAUAGUAAUUACAAAAUGCUGUAAAAUAAGUUGAAAGAUAAGUUAAUGAUUAUUUGUAAAAGAAAAAUUCAUAGGAAAUUUUAAACAUGAUAAACAAAGAAUUCAUUAAAAGAAAUGAAUCUUUUAUUGACAAGUAUUAUAAAAAACCUCAAUAGUUGAAUUAAGAAAAAGAAGUAGGGCUCAAAGUACCUGACAACUUUAUUGAAGAAUAGAAAAAUUAAAGUCCUAUACUAGUUGAAACAGAUGAUACAAAUACAUUUAAAGAAAUUAAAAAAUAAAAAAAUUCAAAAUAAUCUUAACUUAACAAAGGUUUAAUUUAGAAAGGCCAAAUUCAUAACACAAAUUAAUUAAAUAGCUAUGAGGAUGAUUUGAAAACAUUAUUAGAGUAAUCAAUAAUCUACAGCUAACAAAAUAAAGAAAGAAUAUAGUCAGACAUUAAGCAAUAAUUAAAUUAAAUUAAAGAAUAAGAAAACAGUAACAAAACAAUUAUCCAAAACCAUUACUUAUAUAGUGAAGUUGACUAUCAAAUAAAUGAAGAGUAGUUAAAUAAAAUUAUGCAAACUGUUGAUAAGUUUGGCUUAGAUAGGUGUUAAGUGUAGCAAAAAACGAACUCAUUUCUUAAAAUUGAAGCGAUAAAUUUCAAUUUUAAAAAUAAUAGGUUAUUGAAAACUAUUACAUAUUCAAUAUUAUAUCGUAGCAUUUGCUAGUAAGAGCUUGAGAGUGCUAAAAAUUUUAUUUACAAGAUUUUAAACUUUUUGAACCCAAAAUCAAAAAGAUUUGAAUAAUAAAAUAUACUUCUGAGGCAAAUUUUCUUACACUUUUUAUGUAUCUUGAUAAUUGAUAAUUAAUAGUAAGCAAUCAUAUUCUUAAAUAAAAUUUUUAGUUUUGAGUCCAUUUCUUCAUUAAUAUUAGAUUACAUGAGUUAUUCAGCCUAAAAAAUGCUCAAAUUAUAAAAUCUAAAUAAAACUGAAUAUGAACAGAUAGAUUGCUUAGCAAAUGGAUAUAAUUCAAACUUAUUUUUAUCUGAUCGCAGUGAUAAUUUUAAAAAUUUUCCACUUAGAAAUAAAAUUAGUUCCUCAUUUGAUAUAAUAUUUAUUCAUUUCGAAUAAUAAAUAAACUAAAAACCAAAUUAGGCAAUUUACUUUGUCUUUAAUCCUAAUGACAGGCUUCAAGCUUUAUAUUCCAAACAUAAUAGUAAUAAUAAUUUGUUUUGA
Messenger RNA from Tetrahymena thermophila SB210, 1380 nucleotides. RefSeq lists its product as hypothetical. Lineage: Eukaryota; Ciliophora; Oligohymenophorea; Hymenostomatida; Tetrahymenidae. The record is from RefSeq and is a predicted model, not a curated record. The transcript has a single exon.